Messenger RNA from Acanthocheilonema viteae, 2052 nucleotides. Lineage: Eukaryota; Metazoa; Nematoda; Chromadorea; Rhabditida; Onchocercidae. The record is from the annotation of a GenBank genome assembly.
AUGUCAGCGCCACCAUAUUAUGGUGCUUCAAGGCCUGCACGAAGAAAUCCACCUGUAAAAAAGUUGUCGAAAAUUCGAAAAAAAUUAGCAAUUAAAAAAGAGCGGCUUGUACCAAUUAAUGACUUGCCGCUCGAUGCACCACCGAUUGAUUGCCCGCCCAUUUAUGAAUGUCAUGUAAUGUUGAAGCCAUUGAAAAAGCAUCGUCUUAGUAUCGCAAAGCGUUAUUUUAGUAGAAUUACCCGCGGAUUAAUGCGAUUAAUGCCGGAGAAAAGUGCUAAAGCAAAUAGCGGAGUUAUCGGAUCGGAAUAUACCAUCGAUUUGACCACCGCAGCAAUUUCAUGUGACGAUUCCAAGCGGCGAUUAAUUUUUAAAUUCAAGAAAGAAUCACGUGAUAUAGGACCGGUGAACAAGAAUGAAUAUGAUACAUUCAAGGAAAUGAUCCAGAAACAUCGUAAUUAUCGUCAAAGUGCUUAUCGUAACAAAAAGGAAGACAUCAAUGAAUUGAUGACCGCGAAUGCAUGCCACAGUAAUGAGUCCUUUCCAGUAAUUGGGCGGUCCGUUAAUCCGGAACAAGACGCUGACGUGGGAAAAUUACGUGAAGACUUGCGGAAUAAUAUCACUGCUGAAUUAAAUGAAAAAGUAAUAAAAAUAGUCAAUGAUAUCAAAGCGAUUGCUGUUGAAAUGAGACAAAUGCGAAAAGAAUUAAAAGUACCGGAUAUUUCAGAGGAAGAAAGUUCCGAUUCGGAUGAUUCAGACGAAAAAUUAGACGUAGCGAUUCCCAGUAACAGUCAAACAUUAUUCGAUGCAGUUCAAAAACAAAAGGGUAAAACUUGUUUAUCCGAAGAAAUCGUUGAAAAGAAGGAAGAAAAGCUCGAACAUUUAUUAGAAGGAGGAGAAUUAGAAAAGAUGCAACCGCGGAAACGCAGGGAACAAUUACCAAAACCAUCGGUAAUGGCUGAAGAGUUAGGCCUUCGACAAUUGAUGGCAAUCGUUGCACGACGCUUACCCUUGCCAAUAUCGUUCUUCGAGCCGCUUACAAUGUUACAGGUUCUGUGCGAAGAAUUAAGAUAUUCGGGACAAACGUUAAAUCGAGCUAUAUCUGCUUAUGAUCCAGUAGAUCGUAUUGCUUAUGUAACAGCUUUUGCUGUAAGUCACCAUCCAUCUAUAACAGCUGCUCAUGCUGAAGGAUUGAAUUGGGAAUGGUGGCAGACACUCAUAUCAACACCAAAGACUACCUGGUCCGGUGUUAUUGAAGCGACACCGGAAUUACCUGUACGCAUACGGUUGGGUAAAGAGGAUUACUGCUGGAAUAGAGUGAAAGUAAUCAUAGAGAAUGCAUCAUCAACAGCUGAAUUCAGGAAAUUGAAAGUGGAUGGAACAAUGAAUAUGAGAUGUAGUAAUGGCUAUACAAGCACAGUGAUUUUCCGGAAAGAUCGACUGACUGAAGUAUGUGGUAGUAUCAUGGAUAAUCGCGGUCUUUUAGUUGUUAAACUUUCCGGUUAUUAUGAUCGAUUCUUGCAGAAAGCGAAUCAAAAAGAUUACUUAUUCGAAGCAAUUCCACUACCCAAAAAUGCAAAUCAAUACUAUGGAUUUUCACAGUUUGCAUGUGGAUUGAAUGAAUUUUUGAACAGUGAGGAGAAAUCAAGCGCUCCUCAAACUGAUAGUCGAUUUAGACCGGAUUUGAAGGCUCUCGAAAAUGGUGAUACUUCUCGGGCUGUUGAAACUAAAGCUAAUCUUGAAAAGUUGCAACGAGCACGUAAUGAAGCCAUACAUAAGCGUAUGUGGUUUGAACAGCGACAGGACCUGAUGACUAAUACAACCUUAUGGGUCUGCAACGGUCGAUAUUGGCAAGCAAAAGAAAAAAAAUUCAAGGUUAAAAAAUUCACCAUUGUCGAUGAAAAUCGUCAUCCCAAAGCCUAUAUCAUUUGGAGCGGCACAAAGGAUAGAUGGGCUGUCUUAGAAAAUCCAUUAAUCAGCUUCGCACCUGUUAAAUGUUCCAUGAUGGAUGCUAGUGUUCUGAUAACAAAGUCAACCGAAAAGGGAUGGCCUUAA